Messenger RNA from Haemonchus placei, 243 nucleotides. Lineage: Eukaryota; Metazoa; Nematoda; Chromadorea; Rhabditida; Trichostrongylidae. The record is from the annotation of a GenBank genome assembly.
AUGCUCGCCUAUGAGCCUGUGAAUCAUGAUGUUAUGCAAUACACCUUCCUUAAUCGUGGAGAAUCAGAAGAAUCCGGAUUUGGAACGUCGUCAUGGAGAGGCGAUCACGUCAUUCUCUCAGAAAACAACUGGAACGGCGAAAACAAACGUGAUUGCUCUAGAAGCGGCUGCGUUGCGGCGUUGGCGCCGGAGCACGUUAUUCCCUUCCACGAGCAAGCAAAGGAUUACAGUAGCAAGGAAUAG